UCCUCGCAGAUAACGGUCGAGCGGAAAAGCGGAAAAUACAUAUAUAUAACAACAUUCAGAAAGUAUACAAAUCGCACAGCGGACUCUGCCGCGUUGUGAAAAUGUUAAAUAUCUGCUAGAUGCGAAUAAAUGCAACAGUGACAAGUGCUCGACGAGAAAUCGAAUUAAUUUUGUGCAACCGGAAACUGCCAUCGAAAGCAAUACAAAGAUGCGGUCGAGGAGAUUCUUUGUCUUGCCGCCGCUGCUGGUCCUGCAAUUAAUUUGCACCUGCCGAGUGGCUUUAGCUUUGCCCGAUAUCAUUAAGAUUGGUGGUCUGUUCCAUCCCUCCGAUGACAACCAGGAGCUGGCCUUCCGCCAGGCAGUGGACCGCAUCAACUCCGACCGUUCUAUUCUGCCGCGCUCAAAGCUGGUGGCCCAGAUCGAGCGCAUCUCUCCCUUUGACAGCUUCCAUGCCGGAAAAAGGGUUUGCGGUUUAUUGAACAUCGGAGUUGCCGCCAUUUUUGGGCCUCAAUCCUCUCACACCGCCAGCCACGUCCAGAGCAUUUGCGACAACAUGGAGAUUCCUCACUUGGAGAAUCGCUGGGACUACCGGCUGAGGCGGGAGAGCUGUCUGGUGAAUCUUUAUCCGCACCCUAAUACGCUCUCCAAGGCUUAUGUGGAUAUCGUACGACACUGGGGCUGGAAGACGUUCACCAUAAUCUACGAGAACAAUGAUGGCAUCGUGCGGCUGCAGGAGCUGCUCAAGGCUCACGGGAUGACACCCUUUCCUAUUACUGUGCGCCAAUUGAGCGACAGUGGGGAUUACAGACCCCUGCUGAAGCAGAUCAAGAACUCGGCGGAGGCACACAUCGUGCUGGACUGCUCCACGGAGCGCAUCCAUGAGGUGCUGAAGCAGGCCCAGCAGAUCGGGAUGAUGAGUGAUUAUCACAGCUAUCUGGUGACCUCACUGGAUCUGCACACGGUGAAUCUGGAAGAGUUUCGGUAUGGAGGAACCAACAUCACCGGUUUCCGGCUGAUCAAUGAGAAGAUCGUCUCAGACGUGGUCCGUCAAUGGAGCAUCGACGAGAAGGGACUGCUGAGAUCCGCUAACCUGACCACCGUGCGCUCCGAGACGGCGCUCAUGUAUGAUGCCGUGCAUCUGUUCGCCAAGGCGCUGCACGAUCUGGACACAUCGCAGCAGAUUGACAUCCAUCCAAUUAGCUGCGAUGGACAGAGCACCUGGCAGCAUGGCUUCAGCCUGAUCAACUACAUGAAGAUUGUCGAGAUGAAGGGCUUGACCAAUGUGAUCAAGUUUGACCAUCAGGGCUUCCGAACGGAUUUUAUGCUAGACAUUGUGGAGCUGACUCCGGCUGGUAUUCGGAAAAUAGGCACCUGGAACUCCACCCUGCCCGAUGGCAUCAACUUCACGAGGACCUUUAGCCAAAAGCAGCAGGAAAUUGAGGCUAAUCUGAAGAACAAGACGUUGGUGGUUACAACAAUACUGAGCAAUCCCUAUUGCAUGAGAAAGGAGUCGGCGGUGCCUCUAAGUGGCAACGAUCAAUUUGAAGGCUAUGCCGUGGAUCUCAUCCACGAGAUCUCCAAGUCCCUGGGCUUCAACUACAAGAUUCAGCUGGUGCCAGAUGGCAGCUAUGGUAGCCUCAAUAAACUGACGGGAGAGUGGAACGGCAUGAUACGAGACUUGUUGGAGCAGCGAGCCGACCUGGCCAUUGCGGAUCUCACCAUCACCUUUGAGCGUGAGCAAGCGGUGGACUUCACCACGCCUUUUAUGAACCUGGGUGUAUCCAUAUUGUAUCGGAAACCUAUCAAGCAGCCACCGAAUCUGUUCUCCUUCCUGUCACCUUUAUCCCUGGAUGUGUGGAUCUACAUGGCCACUGCCUACUUGGGUGUCUCUGUGCUGCUCUUCAUCCUGGCCAAAUUUACACCCUACGAAUGGCCGGCCUAUACGGAUGCACAUGGCGAGAAGGUCGAGAGUCAGUUUACCUUGCUCAACUGCAUGUGGUUUGCCAUUGGAUCUCUGAUGCAGCAGGGCUGUGACUUUCUGCCCAAGGCUCUAUCCACGCGCAUGGUGGCCGGCAUCUGGUGGUUCUUUACUCUGAUCAUGAUCUCCUCUUACACUGCCAACCUGGCUGCCUUUUUGACUGUCGAGCGCAUGGACUCGCCCAUCGAGAGUGCCGAGGAUCUGGCCAAGCAGACGAGAAUCAAAUACGGAGCCUUGAAGGGCGGCAGCACGGCAGCUUUCUUUAGGGACUCGAAGAUUUCCACUUAUCAGCGAAUGUGGUCCUUUAUGGAGUCGGCUCGUCCCUCGGUCUUUACAGCCAGCAAUGGAGAAGGUGUAGAGCGUGUGGCCAAGGGCAAAGGAUCCUAUGCCUUUCUAAUGGAAUCCACCUCCAUCGAAUAUGUGACUGAGCGCAACUGCGAGCUAACGCAAGUAGGAGGCAUGCUGGACACCAAGAGCUACGGCAUAGCCACCCCACCCAAUUCACCCUACCGCACCGCGAUCAAUAGCGUUAUACUCAAGCUGCAGGAGGAGGGCAAGCUGCACAUCCUGAAAACCAAGUGGUGGAAGGAGAAACGCGGCGGCGGCAAAUGCCGGGUGGAGACCUCCAAGUCCUCAUCGGCAGCCAAUGAGCUGGGCCUGGCCAAUGUGGGCGGCGUGUUUGUGGUACUGAUGGGCGGCAUGGGCGUGGCCUGUGUCAUUGCCGUCUGCGAAUUCGUAUGGAAGUCACGCAAGGUCGCCGUAGAGGAGCGCCUGAGCGCGAUACUGAACGAAUGAGAAAAGUCGUAAACCCGGGACGAGUGGGUCUAGGCGACGUGGGUCCCGGGAGUGCAAUCGAAGAUGCAAGUAGAGGCGAAGGCAUGCAAUCCGGUAGAGCAUAUAUCAACAGCAAUAGACGAAAUAGCCAGUUGUCGACAUCCCACGCAGAUAUGGGGCUUACACGAACUUCGGACGUAUCAGUGUCAAGAUUUCCGGAGUUGCCACCAAUGAAAGUUUGCACCGAUUUGAAGGCUACGUGGAACCAGAUAUUAAUAUACAUUUAAGCAGCAUAUGCAUAUGAGGGCCAUAUGCCAAAUAUAUAUUUAUACAGGUUAUACUCCCUUUCGUAACAUACUCGUACUAACCAUAUACAUAAACUUUACACUACAGCAGAGCUGCACACACAGUGUCCUAGAGCAAGUUCUUAGAGACACUCUGCGGACAGCUCUUCACUAAAGGAACCACAACGCAAAUACUUGCAACAAAUCGAAUCGAAUCGUAUUGCAUUUAUAUUUGAAAGCAUUUUUGGGAAUUGACCUAUAGGCGUAAUUGUAGCUAAAUUAUUUAUACACACGGAACGAUCAGAAUGCAUAUAACCCAGUGGACAGGAUCAGCGUAUUCUUAACCCUAAGAAGCCGGACACAAUUUACACACAACAAAUCGAAGCCGAUAUUUUCGACGAACUUAGCCAGUAGACCUAACCUAAGUGAGUUGUAACUCUUAGCUUAGACAUACUACUCCCACUUUUCCCCGUCUUCCCCAGCCGUGUCUCUCUCUCUCUGUCUCCCCCUUAAGAUAUAAGAUUGUAAAAUGUAAUUACCACUCAUAGAGGCGAUUCAAACAGACA
Molecule: messenger RNA, 3602 nt
Organism: Drosophila serrata
Lineage: Eukaryota; Metazoa; Arthropoda; Insecta; Diptera; Drosophilidae
Gene: KaiR1D
Product: Kainate-type ionotropic glutamate receptor subunit 1D
Biological process (GO): monoatomic ion transport
Cellular component (GO): membrane
Molecular function (GO): signaling receptor activity; ligand-gated monoatomic ion channel activity
Source: RefSeq, a predicted model, not a curated record